Molecule: messenger RNA, 3477 nt
Organism: Bradysia coprophila
Lineage: Eukaryota; Metazoa; Arthropoda; Insecta; Diptera; Sciaridae
Product: transient receptor potential channel pyrexia-like
Biological process (GO): monoatomic ion transmembrane transport
Cellular component (GO): membrane; transmembrane transporter complex
Molecular function (GO): protein binding; monoatomic ion channel activity
Source: RefSeq, a predicted model, not a curated record
UGAACAAACUUUUUUUUAGUUGGUUUAAAGCCAUCGCGGAGUUUAGAUCACAAUUCUGAGUUGUGAUAAAACUAGUUGUACGAAGUCGGAACCGGUAUAUGUAAUAUUGAAUUUCGAUGAUUUGAUGAUCGCAAAAAAAUGAAUUUUUAAAGAAUUUAUUAGUUUAAUUUAAAAAAAAUUGAAACGAGUGCCAAUGCUUCUGGUUGUGAUUAAUAAUAAUAAUUGAAAGUGGAAACGUAAAGUGAUAUUGCAAUGGAGAAUUUAGGAUAUAAGGAAGGUUCAGCAAAGCCAAGGCGACCCCGUCUGCAACGACGAAUUAGUAAAAUUGAUCGCGAUGAUUUGCCGCUAUCAUCAGUUCAAUCCAGGUACAAAAACGCAUCACCAAAAUUAAUGGUUCGAUGGCGUACCGAUCCGAAUGCUAUGCUGGAACAGCAAUUUCCCCCCGACGGUUUCGAGUACAUGGAAUGUGGUCCUUCGCCUCCAGCUGAAAAUGUUCCGAUCAACAUGUACGACAAGUUCGAAGAAUCGGUAUCCGAUUUGAAUGUUCAAGUGUGCAAAGAGACGAUUCGGAAUAGCUUAGUCGAACAGAUGAAGGCGUGUGGUGGCCGAACAAAACUGCUGGAUGAUAUCGAACAUGGACAAAUUCUGUCCACGAAUGUGGUCAGUCGAUUCGAGAAUGCCAUUAAAUUGGAGAAGAACAUUGCAUUUCUGUGGUCGUGCUUCUUUAAGCGAUGGGAUUUAUUGGAUGGAUUAUUGAAUGUUGGAGCUGAUGCAACGUUCUACGAUGCAAAUGGAAUAUCUGGGUUACAUCUGGCUGCAUAUUCGGGAUGUGUAACGUGCACAAGUUUACUUAUUGCGAAAGAUAUCGACGUUAAUUUACAACCAAAAUCGUACACUCCAUUACACUUCGCGGCGUUUAACAAUUCAACUGAAACGGCCAGAAUGCUAAUCAACAAUGGUGCGUCCAUACAGACGUGUACAGUAAAACAAAAUUGUGAUGAAUCAUUACUGCACUGUGCUGUUCGUGCGAAUGCCGUUCAAUGCAUUCAACUGUUUAUUCAAGAAGGAGCCGACGUUAAUUCAUUGAAACCGAAUGGAACAAAUCCCAUACACUUGGCUGCUGAUUUAGGGCUGUCCCAGAGUUUAAAGGCAUUACUGGAUGCGCCAAAGGUAGAUCCGAAUAUUCGGAUUUGCAUUCGAGAAAAAGAGUCCACGGCAUUACAUCUAGCUGCAGAUGAAGGCAAUGCGGAAUGUGUGAACUUAUUGCUAGCCAAGGGUGCCGACGCUAAACUGAAAAACCAUAGAGGCUUUACACCCUUACACUUAGCAGCACGAACGUCCAGUUUGGAAUGCGUCGAAUCUCUUCUUCGAAACGGAAACGCUAAUCCAAACAGUGAAGAUUUCGAUCAAAGGACACCACUGCACGCUGCUGUUGGAAAAUCUGAUUACUCUUUUGAUAUAUUGGAGACCCUCAUUGCUUGGGGUGCAAACAUAAAUCACAAAGAUGUGUUUGGCUUUACCGCAUUACAUUUAGCCGCUCUGGAUGGUUUAGCACAUUGUGUGGAAAUGUUGAUCUUCCAUGGCGCCGAUGUGACAACCAAAUCUCGGAAAGGAACAAGUGCAUUGAAUGUCAUCACUCGUAAAACUCCACAAUCGCUGGCUAUGAUUCAUCAUAAAUUGGACGCAGCAAUUUCACUUCAUGAGUCACAAGAUACAUCCACGCGUGAAGUCGAAUUGGAACUGGACUUUAGACAAUUGAUGCAACAUUGUCAUCCUAGAGAAAUUUCCUUCCUGCACACAUUCAUUGACGAAGGGCAAAAAGAAUUCCUGGAACAUCCGCUAUGUUCUGCGUUUCUUUACAUCAAAUGGGGAAAAAUUCGGAAAUUCUUCAUUGUACGCUUACUGUUUUGCUUCAUAACGGUGCUGUUUCUCUCGUUGUAUGUGCUCACCGCAUUGGCACACAGCUGCUACAACGGAUCAAAGGACAUGAAUGAAACGCUUAAAGAUCAAGAAUUGUGCCAAAAGCAGUCCAUUCUCGGCGACAUGUUGAGGAAAAAUCCGUUCGUCAUCGAAAUGCAGUGGUGGGUUCUGGUUGUGAUCAUUAUGGUGGAGAUUAUUCGAAAACUGUACGGAUUGACGGGGUAUUCGUCAGUGAAGCAUUAUGUGACGCAAAUUGAAAAUAUCAUUGAAUGGUUCGUCAUCAUCAGCGUCUUUCUUACUUCAUACAUCUACAACAAUCGAACGGAUACGUGGCAAAAUCACAUAGCUGCCUUUGCUGUCCUCCUGGGUUGGACGAAUUUGAUGUUGAUGAUCGGUCAACUUCCCGUUUUCGGUGUGUAUGUGUCGAUGUAUACGAAGGUACAAGUGGAAUUUGGGAAGCUAUUUAUGGCCUAUUCUUGCAUGCUCAUUGGAUUCACCAUCAGUUUCUGCGUCAUAUUUCCCGAUUCACCAGUGUUUUCCAAUCCAUUCAUGGGAUUUAUAACCGUUCUAGUUUUGAUGAUCGGGGAACAGGAUUUAUCUCUGCUAACAAAUGAACCCGACGGAACUGACCCUCCAGUGUUACUAGAGAUCAGUGCGCAGAUCACAUUCGUUUUGUUUUUACUGUUCGUCACUGUUAUCCUGAUGAAUCUUCUCGUUGGUAUCGCAGUCAACGAUAUUCAAGCAUUGAAAAAAACCGCCGAACUAUCAAAGUUGGUACGACAAACUGAACUGAUUCUUUACAUCGAGUCAGCUCUCUUCAAAAAAUACCUACCGGCCUGGCUGCGGAAAAUCUUACAUAACACAGCUCUCGUGUCACCGCAAGCAUAUCGGGCAGUUUUGUGCUUGAAACCGCUAAAUCCCGGAGAGAAACGUUUACCUAAAGACAUACUCAUGCGAGCGUACAACGUGGCCAAAGAACGUAAAUUGGCUGAGAACACCAGUUCAUCAUCGGAUCUACAAGAUCCGUUGAGUCAUUCGGAGAAAUUCAAAGACAACAACAAUGUCAAGGCAUUACCAGCGCCUGAUUCGGAUUCAGCUUUGGACACGGUCAGUUUGUGUGCGUUAACGUCUAAGAUGGAAGACAAUGCCGAACGGCUUGAUUCGCUGACGAAAGAGAUACGAGAAUUAAAAUCGGCUUUGCAUCAGAAUGAUCAUGUAAUCGAUCAGUUGCUACUGUUUUUGGCUAGUCAACAGCAGAAAAACGGUGGUAGUAAUAAGAAGAAUAGCGCAUAAGAUUGUGCAACGAUUGAUUGAUUGAUUUGAUUUGAACUAUUCCAUCGAAUGAGUGAAGUGAAAAGAAUAUUUCGGCGCACAUUUUGAAUGUUUGAAAAAAUUUUCUUUUCAAUUUUGUAAUUACAAUGUUGGUUUAAAAAAAUAUUGGAUGUGAGUAAUGUAUACGAGACGAUAGAAUUUACUGGGAAAAAUAUAAAUAAAAGAUUAUAAAAUCUCGACACAUUUACAGAAUGUAGAAUAAUAAAGAUAAUAAUGAUGAUCAAA